AUUUCCAGAUUGGACGGACGCCGCGGCGCUGCAUUCUGAUUGGUCCACGCUGGCACCUACAACCCGUGCGCCGACGGUACGGUGCAGCGCAAUUUAGCGGAAGCAUCCUCUAUUUGGACCUCCUCUCGUUUACCCUGGCGAUGGUAGGUUUUCCAUUAAGGGCAAAUCCGAGGGAAAUUUUUCAGAAAGUUUUCCGUUAUUUUGCUUCUCAGGGUAAUAUCUUGCAGAUAUUCGUUUCAGUCGUUGCGGAGUUGCACGUGAAUUUCUCCCCGAGACGCUUUCUGUUUGUUUCCUAGGAAAGUUGAAGUUUCUAUCGGUACUAUACAUUCUCACUGCAUAAUUGAAACACAUUUUUGGGGUUCGUAGUACAAACUAAACUUAAUCUGUAUUACGAUACUGUCCUUGCUCAGUGCUGUUUUCAGCUCAACCCAACAAUGGUUCAUGCUGGCUCUACCCAAUUUUAUCAUAAAUUGGGGAUUCAAAGUGUUCAUAGAUGCAAUAAGUUAGAUAUUAGUGUCAAGGGAAAGACUCGUCUACACCUUGUUACCAUCAUUCCUACAUCACACGGUUUGAGGUAUGAUUCUGGAAGUCUUCAGCUGUUACGCAGUGUGAGUCGCCCAAGGUAUCCUGUGCCUUCCAGAGCAAAUUUUUUUGUGUGUCGAUCUGUUCUGGAAUCAGGUGGCGGAGCUGGGACUGCUGUUCUAAAAUCUGCAGCUGUGGUUCUGACGAGAUCUUAUGGGGCUUUACGUGGAAGUCCUCUGUUACUUAAAUUGAUUCCAGCAGCUUGUAUCAUUGCUUUUGCUGCUUGGGGUGUUGGGCCUCUUAUGCGUUUUGGGAGGGUUCUAUUUCUUCAUGAGCCAGAUGGCAGUUGGAAGAAAAGUAGUACAUACUACGUUACGACUUCUUAUGUUCAGCCUUUACUGCUGUGGACGGGAGCUACACUGAUCUGCAGGGCAUUGGAUCCAGUAGUGUUACCUUCAGUAGCCAGUCAGGCCGUAAAACAACGACUUCUGAAUUUUGUUCGAUCUUUGUCUACUGUUCUGGCAUUCGCUUAUUGUAUAUCAAGCUUGAUUCAACAAGUACAAAAAUUCGCUACUGAAUCAAAUGACUCAAGUGAUGCAAGAAAUAUGGGCUUUGAUUUUGCUGGGAAAGCUGUUUAUACUGCAGUCUGGAUUGCCGCCCUUUCAUUGUUCAUGGAGUUGCUCGGGUUUUCUACCCAGAAGUGGCUCACAGCUGGGGGUCUUGGAACUGUAUUGCUUACUCUUGCUGGUCGUGAGAUAUUUACUAAUUUUCUUUCAAGUGUAAUGAUUCAUGCAACAAGACCAUUUGUGGUAAAUGAAUGGAUUCAGACAAAGAUUGAUGGAUACGAAGUCUCUGGAACAGUUGAGCACGUUGGUUGGUGGUCGCCAACCAUUAUCCGAGGCGAUGAUCGUGAAGCAGUCCAUAUUCCAAAUCACAAAUUUACUGUCAGUAUUGUGCGGAAUCUUACCCAGAAGACUCAUUGGCGUAUCAAGACCCAUCUUGCCAUCAGCCACUUAGAUGUUAAUAAGAUUAAUUAUAUUGUAGCUGAUAUGCGUAAAGUUUUGUCCAAAAAUCCUCAAGUGGAACAGCAAAGGUUACACCGUAGAAUCUUUUUGGAUAACAUCAAUCCUGAAAAUCAGGCUCUUAUGAUUAUGGUUUCUUGCUUUGUGAAAACUUCUCGUUUUGAAGAAUACCUGUGUGUCAAGGAGGCAAUUCUCUUGGAUCUCCUCAGGGUUAUCAGCCAUCAUAGGGCCCGGCUUGCCACGCCAAUUCGCACUGUUCAGAAAAUAUACAGUGAGGCUGCUGACUUGGAAAAUGUACCGUUUUCCGAGACCAUGUAUUCUCCUCGUUCUGGAGCAGCUACUAACCGUCCUCUGCUUCUUAUUGAGCCAUCUUAUAAAAUCAACGGCGACGAUAAAGCCAAAGUCUCUAGUCGUCCCGCUCGCCCAUUGAAUGAAGAAAAGGAAGCCAAGCAAGAGGCAGUCUCAACAUCAGGAACGAAACCCUCCGAUGCAGGAGCUGGAUCAAUGGAUGAUAAAAAAUCAACUUCUCCAUCUGGUGCCACUUCCAAGCCUUCAACAGGGCCAAUGUCCAACACACAGACCCAGAACAAUCUAGCACCCGAAACUUCAGAACAAAGCAGUAUCGAAAAGCCUGAGAUUAAAGGAGAAAAGAAAGAUCUAAUGGGACUGAACUCCAAGGAUACUACACCAAGAGUGACUUCGCCGAAAAGGCCAUCCUCAGCCUCUGAACCCGGCAGCGAGAAAGCUCAUAUUCCUUUCUCUAGCUCGCAGAAUAAACAAGACGGUGAGAAGCUUUCUGCAUCAUCAGUGACCAGGCCACCAUUGGAGGAGAAUAUAGUCCUGGGAGUUGCCUUGGAAGGCUCCAAAAGAACUCUUCCAAUUGAUGAAGAUUUGGAUCCAUCUCCCUUUCACUCUCCUGCAGAUUCAAAAGAAAUGGCCACACAGAGGAAUGGGAGCGAGUUUCCUCCCAAUAGUAAGGAUAUAAAAGAUGGCCAGAUGCCUGCAGUUCCAAGCGCCACGAAAAAUGAUUGAUGAGUGUAGCCAUAGGGAUCGUCUUCUCCCAGUAUGGCCUCCUGAUUUUUGAAGCGAUGCAAAAAUGAAAUGCACGGCUAAAUUUUUAAGCAAGCAUUUUGCAGGCUCGCUAGUGUAAAAAGAAAAAAAUAUAUUGUAUUUUGAACCAAAGGCAUAUCAUUGCCCAAUGGAAGUCUACGCUACGCUGACUCCAAAAAAAUAAAAAGGAAAAAAAAGUUGCCAUUAUCAAUUUUA
This is a messenger RNA of Momordica charantia (bitter melon), 2810 nucleotides long. Its product is annotated as mechanosensitive ion channel protein 2, chloroplastic. Gene Ontology annotation, cellular component: membrane. The record is from RefSeq and is a predicted model, not a curated record. Gene Ontology annotation, biological process: transmembrane transport. NCBI's taxonomy places the organism in Eukaryota, Viridiplantae, Streptophyta, Magnoliopsida, Cucurbitales, Cucurbitaceae.